Messenger RNA from Osmia bicornis bicornis, 441 nucleotides. RefSeq lists its product as uncharacterized. The record is from RefSeq and is a predicted model, not a curated record. Lineage: Eukaryota; Metazoa; Arthropoda; Insecta; Hymenoptera; Megachilidae. Bases 1 to 441 code for a protein of 146 amino acids. The transcript has a single exon.
AUGAGUCACAGUGAAAUGAAGCAGGCAACCAACACAGAAGAAAGUGGGAGUGAUGGUGGUAGUUUAGAUCAAACUAUCGUGGAUAAUGGGAAAGCAACCACCAGCAAGACAAAGAAAGUGAAGACAAAGACAAAGCAGGGAAAAGCAACGAGUGAGAAACAUAAUUUAACCGAAAAGAUGAUUGACGCGAUGAAGGUUAAAGAACUGAAAGAAAAACUGCAUGAAUUACAGUUGGAUAGCACAGGGAAUAAAGCUGAGUUGAGACAAAGAUUGAAAGAAGUUAAAAACAUAGAAGACGAAGAAGAAGAGGAGGAUGAAGAAGAAGAGGAAGAUCAAAGAGACGCGCAAACAAGGAAGUCAUCAGAUUUACAAUCAAAGACGUCGACAAAAGCAUUCCAUAUUUUACUGGAGACGACAAAUUGCCAAUUAAAAAAUGGAUGA